AGCCAUGUGGUGUAUAGGAUCGUUCUAGAAACAGAGUCUUGGAGAUUGGUGGUGUUGAUAGCAGUUACGUUUUUCUUAGAUAGCUUCAUCAUACCUGUGCUUACAAAUAAAGUACAAUGUUAAACGUGACUAAAACAGCCUCAAGAAUCAUUUCGCCACACUGUGGUGUGCGCGCACUGGUGAAAAAGGUAUGCUUUAAUCAAUGGAUGAAACAUGGCCUUCAACAUUCUUCUAGGCGUGAAUAUGCUACAGAGGCAAUUAAAGGAGUAGUGAUUGGCAUUGACCUGGGAACCACAAAUUCAUGUGUGGCUGUCAUGGAUGGCAAACAAGCAAAGGUCCUUGAAAAUGCAGAAGGUGCAAGGACAACCCCAUCAGUUGUAGCAUUUACAGCUGAUGGAGAAAGACUGGCGGGGAUGCCAGCCAAAAGGCAAGCUGUCACUAACCCAAACAACACGCUUUACGCUACCAAACGGCUGAUCGGGAGACGCUACGAUGACCCUGAAGUUCAGAAGGAUUUGAAGAAUGUUCCAUAUAAAAUAGUGCGUGCAUCCAAUGGUGAUGCCUGGAUAGAAGCCCAUGGAAAGCUUUACUCUCCUAGCCAGAUUGGUGCUUUUAUCCUUAUGAAAAUGAAAGAGACUUCAGAAAACUAUUUGGGCCAGAUGGUGAAGAAUGCUGUUGUGACUGUACCAGCCUAUUUCAAUGAUUCUCAGAGACAGGCAACCAAGGAUGCUGGCCAAAUUGCAGGUCUAAAUGUGCUCAGAGUCAUUAAUGAGCCUACAGCAGCUGCUCUGGCAUAUGGACUGGACAAGACUCAGGACAAGAUUAUUGCCGUGUAUGACCUUGGUGGGGGCACAUUUGAUAUCUCGGUUUUGGAGAUUCAGAAGGGAGUUUUUGAAGUGAAAUCUACCAAUGGUGACACAUUCUUGGGUGGAGAAGAUUUUGAUCAGCACCUGCUUCAGCAUAUAGUAAAAGAGUUCAAGAGAGAGUCGGGUGUGGAUCUGACCAAAGAUAACAUGGCAUUGCAAAGAGUAAGAGAGGCAGCUGAGAAGGCCAAAUGUGAGCUUUCUUCUUCUCUGCAGACUGACAUCAAUCUGCCCUAUUUAACCAUGGACAGCUCUGGUCCCAAACACUUGAACAUGAAGCUUACCCGUGCCCAGUUUGAGGGCAUUGUGGCAGAUCUAAUUCGCAGAACUGUGGCCCCAUGUCAGAAGGCCAUGCAAGAUGCAGAAGUUUCUAAAAGUGACAUUGGCGAGGUGCUUUUAGUAGGUGGAAUGACUCGAAUGCCCAAGGAGCAUUUUCAUCUUCAGAAGAGGAGGGUCAGUGUGGACAUUGUGAAGGAUUACAAAUGUCUGGGAGUGCACAUUGACAAUAAACUGGACUGGGAUAAGAACACUGAUGCCCUCUACAUGAAUCGCCUGAAGGCCUUCAACAUCAUCUGCCAGACUAUGCUCAAGAUCUUCUAUGAGUCUGUGGAGCAUUUUCAUCUUCAGAAGAGGAGGGUCAGUGUGGACAUUGUGAAGGAUUACAAAUGUCUGGGAGUGCACAUUGACAAUAAACUGGACUGGGAUAAGAACACUGAUGCCCUCUACAGGAAGGGCCAAAGUCGUCUCUAA
This is a messenger RNA of Trichomycterus rosablanca, 1613 nucleotides long. Its product is annotated as stress-70 protein, mitochondrial-like. Lineage: Eukaryota; Metazoa; Chordata; Actinopteri; Siluriformes; Trichomycteridae. The record is from RefSeq and is a predicted model, not a curated record. Gene Ontology annotation, molecular function: ATP binding; ATP-dependent protein folding chaperone. The transcript has 12 exons. Gene Ontology annotation, cellular component: cytoplasm; mitochondrion. The coding region runs from base 117 to 1613 and encodes 498 amino acids.